Menidia menidia (Atlantic silverside) is the source of this 1394-nucleotide messenger RNA. Lineage: Eukaryota; Metazoa; Chordata; Actinopteri; Atheriniformes; Atherinopsidae. The record is from the annotation of a GenBank genome assembly.
AUGCUGACUGGGGCUGGUUUAGAAAACCCAUCUGAUGGAUUAGAUGAGCAGACUUUGGAACCUCCUGCAGCCUGCUCACACCUCUGGGCUCUCCGGGGACUUGACAUGAAGCUGGGCAGCCGCUCCGGAGGUGUGAGGGGCGCACACACGUGGAUCUGCUCCUCAAACAGGGCGAAGUUUGAGCCCACAAAGAGCGCUGCCGGAGCACAGGAGCCCAGUAUGAAAGGCUGGGGAAGUGAGCUCACGGUGGGGGAGAGCAUGGAAAACUCGUGGAGGAGGAGGACUGGGACACCGGUGGUGAGAUGGAAGUGGCUGAGAGACUCACUGCUGCUGUGCUUGUUUACCGGUGGUGGAGAGGCCCAGUGUGAGGGCUGUACGGAGUACUGCUGUGACGGGUCGCCUCCCUUCUGCUGCUCCUACUACGCCUACGUGGGGGAUGUGCUCUCGGGCACGGCCAUCUCGGGCAUCGUCUUCGGCGUGGUGUUCCUGAUGGGGGCGGUGGCGGCGCUGUUCCUCUGCAUGUGCAUGUGCGUGAAGAACGGACGCGGCUCGCGGGUCGGGGUGUUCAGCACCUCUUACAUCAACACUGUGAGCCAGGGCUACCCAGGUCCUCCACCUCCAUACACGUAUGAUUAUGAGAUGUAUCCACCGUCCUUACACCCCCCACCUUACACACCUGCCCAACCUUCACCGGCCAGCUACUCCCCGCCGCCUCCGUACCCCGGCUGCACCCGCAAGUGAAUCCCCUCCACGCAGCCCAUGCCUUGGCCUGUUUUCUGUGCCUGCAUUCAGAAACCUGGACUCCUCCUUACAGCCUCUGCUGUUGCCGUGUGGGUGCGACCCACCCCAAAAUAUCCACAUUAAAACUUGAAGAGUGGCAGGCUAUGAUAUCCUAGUCAGCAUGACUGACUUUCUUCUUCGCCGUAGUGGAGAAUGGGGCAGGAAACGAAUGAUCUGGCUAAAUGUGGGUCAGGCCUGCUGCAGAACAAUUAAGAUCCUUACCUGCGCCGUCUGUGCAUCCUCCCCCAUUUCAAUUUUAAGUGACUUAGUUGGCAGUUUAUGAUUCUUUUUUUUUUUCUUUUAAUUUUCAAAUAAUUUUUAAACAAGUCAGGUCUGGACCUGUCUUGUGUACAGAUACUUGAAUCUACUUCUUAAUAAAGACUGGUUCUUGGUAAUGAACUGGCUUUUAUUACCAUGCUUGAAAUAUAAGACAGGGAUUGAAACUAAACAGGGUCAUGUUGAAAAAGAAAUCAAAUCAAAUACAGCUGUGGGGAAAUUAAGGUUUUUCUACUCAAAGUGACCUAUCUGUAUUACAACUGUGAAUUAACGAGGUUUAACUAUGUAUACAUGUCAGUGCCUGUGCUGUAAAUUAAAUAUGUUUUGAAAUAUACACA